Messenger RNA from Oncorhynchus keta (chum salmon), 4088 nucleotides. It is a transcript of the gene gsg1l2b, whose product is annotated as gsg1-like 2b. Gene Ontology annotation, cellular component: plasma membrane. NCBI's taxonomy places the organism in Eukaryota, Metazoa, Chordata, Actinopteri, Salmoniformes, Salmonidae. The transcript has 5 exons. The record is from RefSeq and is a predicted model, not a curated record. Bases 217 to 1176 code for a protein of 319 amino acids.
AGGAGGGGGAGGAUGGGUAGCUACAACGUGAGAGUAUCAGACUCUCAAAAGAGCAUAUCUGAGGAUUGGCUCCACAUGCAGGAGUAUCACGCAGCUGUAAUUGCCCGUUGAUAUAUUAUCGGAAAGCCGGAUAACUGGAGGAGGAUCUGAGGAGAAGUCGCCAAAUAUUGUGUUGAACGUUGGGGUUAAGUGCGUCUCCCAUUCCCGUUUGCCAUUAUGGGAGGGAUGGAUCGGCAGCGGAGGGUAUCCCUGGCUCUUACCUUGAACUUCCUCGCGCUGAUUCUAGCCGUGUCUGCGUUGACAACCAGCUACUGGUGCGAGGGGACACGGAAAGUUGCAAAACCUUUCUGUACCGGACCGGUCACCACGAAACAGUCGUUCUGUAUCAGGUUCAACAGCUCGAACAUCAACGACAGCAGACUGGUCCAGUACAUCUGGGAGUCCGGUGAGGACAAGUACAUUAUGAGGAAGUUCCACACCGGGAUCUGGUUUUCGUGCGAGGAGAACGUCAAUAUGACAGGUGAAAUCUGCAGAAGUUUCAUUUAUGUCACACCCUCACAUGAAAGAGGAGUGCUGUGGCUGUGUAUCGUGUCAGAAUGUCUGUAUAUUCUCCUCCUGGCCACCGGAGGCAUCCUCAUGUCCAUAGAGGCGUGUCACUUAGGAAACGUCAUCGACGGCCUCAAACUCAACGCCUUCGCUGCCAUAUUCACUGUCCUGUCAGGUCUACUCGGCAUGGUGGCCCACAUGAUGUUCACUACAGCCUUCCAGCUGACAGUCAGUGUGGGGCCAGAGGACUGGAAGCCUCAGACAUGGGACUACAGCUGGUCAUACAUCCUGGCGUGGAGCUCGUUCACAGCUUGCAUGGCCUCCUCAGUAACCAUCAUCAACCGCUACACCAAGACCAUCCUGGAAUUCAAACACAAGCGCAGAAACAUUGAGAAGAACCUGAAGAUCAAGCAGAAGCUUCUGGAGCUGGACUCUGGACCAGGGGUUGGGGUGGGACACGUUGGACAUGUGGAACAGGUGUGGGACAUGUACAUCAGCUCAGUACCCAGCUCAGGCUGCACAGCAGAGGAAUUGCUGGACUUGUCCAGUAAUGGAAGGAAGCUGUCCAAUGCUUCAGUGUUUCUGGACCUGAAUGACCUGCCGGAUCCACAAAGAGAGGAGUACUGCUGAGGAGGGAACUAUAGGAGACUGAUCAAGGCACGCACAAGUACGCAUAUACACACAAACAAAAACACAUACACACAAAUGACUGCCACCCAAUUUACAAACCAAAUAGCAACUGUGACUUCGUGUUAGAGGAAAUCCAACUCAAAGUUUCCCCGAUGUUCCAAGCCGAGGUAGAGAUGGGUUGAGGAUGAGAGAAAUGGAUAGCAGAGGAUGCAGUAAUAAAUGGUAGAAAUGAAAAGGCAGAGAGGAGAAAUGGAUAGAGGAGAGAUGGAUAAAGGAUAAUUUCAGGAAAAAAUAUAUAUAAAUGUGUGUGUGUGUGUGUGUGUGUGUGUGUGUGUGUGUGUGUGUGUGUGUGUGUGUGUGUGUGUGUGUGUGUGUGUGUGUGUGUGUGUGUGUGUGUGUAUAUAUAUAUAUAUAUGUAUGUAUAUAUAUAUGUAUAUAUGUAGUGCCUUCAGAAAGUAUUCAUAUCCCUUGACUUUUUGCUUUACAGCCGGAAUACAUUUUUUUCAACCAUCUACACACAAUACCCCAUAAUGACAAAGUAAAAACAUGUAUUAAGAAAUGUUUGCAAAUUAAUUGAAAAUGAAAUACAGAAAUAUCUCAUUUACGUAAGUAUUUAUACCCCUCAGUCAAUAUUUUGUAGGAUCACCUUUGGCAGCGAUUACAGCUGUGAUUCUUUCUGGGUAGGUCUCUAAGUGCUUUCAAUACCUGGAUUGGGAUAAACGUGCCAAUUUAUUAUUGUUAAAAUUCUUCAAGCUCUGACAAAUUGGUUGUUGAUCAUUGCUAUACAACCAUUUUGAUGUCUUGCCAUAUAGUUUCAAGUAGAUUUAAGUCAAAACUGUAACUCGGCCACUCAGGAACAUUCACUGUACUCUUGGUAAGCAACUCCAGUGUAGAUUUGGCCUUGUGUUUAGGUUAUUGUCUUGCUGAAAGGUGAAUUCAUCUCCCACUAUCUGGAGGUGAGCAGACUGAACCAGCUUUUCCUCUAGGAUUUUGCCUGUGCUUAGCUCCAGUCAGUUUAUUUUUUAUACAGAAAAACUCCCCAGUCCUUAACGAUUACAAGCAUGCCCAUAACAUGAAGCAGCCACCACUAUGCUUGAAAAUAUGGAGAGUGGUACUCAGUAAUGUGUUGUAUUGGAUUUGCCACAAACAUAACACUUUGUAUUUAGGAUAAAAAGUUAAUUGCUUUAGUGCCUUGUUGCAAACAGGAUUCAUGUUUUGGAAUGUUUGUAUUCUGUACAGACUUCCUUCUUUUCACUCUGUCAAUUAGGUUAGUAUUGUGGAGUAACUACAAUGUUGUUGAUCCAUGCUAAGUUUUCUCCUAUCACAGCCAUUAAACUCUGUAACUGUUUUAAAGUCACCAUUGGCCUCAUGGUGAAAUCCCUUAGUGGUUUCCUUCCUCUCCGGAAACUGAGAUAGGAAGGAUACCUGUAUCUUUGUAGUGACUGGUUGUAUUGAUGCACCAUCAAAAUUGUAAUUAAUAACUUCACCAUGCUCAAAGGGAUAUUCAAUUUUACCCAUCUACCAAUAGGUGCCCUUCUUUGCCAGGCAUUGGAAAACCUCCCUGGUCUUUGCGGUUGAAUCUGUGUUUGAAAUUCCCUGCUCGACUCAGGGACCUAAAAUAUAGUUCAUUGUAUGUGUGGGGUACAGAGAUGUGGUAGUCAUUAAAAAAAUGAUGAUAAACACUAUUAUUGCACGCGGUGAGUCCAUGCAACUUAUUAUGUGACUUAUUAAGCACAUGUUUACUUAUUUAGGCUUUCCAUAAUGAAAGGGUUAUUGACUCAAGACAUUUCAGCUUUUCAUUUUUUAUUAAUUGGUAAAAAUGUUGAAAUACAUAGUUCCACUUUGACAUUAUGGGGUAUUGUGUGUAGACCAGUGACAAACAUCCAAAUGUAAUCCUUCUAAAUUCAGCUCUAAGUCAAUGGGUGUGAAUACUUUCUGAAGGCACUAUAUAUACAGUAUGUAUAUAUGUGGAUAGAGACAUAGGGGAUGAUAAAGAGUAGAAAUAGAUAAAGGAUGAGGUAGAGAGAAUUCCCAGGCCAUGCUGAGUGCCUUUGAUUCCAGCUCCUGUCUUGUGAUCCACUUCAAACAGCAUGCAGAGCACUGAGUGGGAGACUGUUACAAAGUUACAAAGGCCAACUUCUAUUCCUAUUGUUCUCGCUCUAAUGAGACACGGGAGAUUCCAUUAUGUAGAUGUGCAAACAGCCAAAACUCAGCCAUUAUUAUUUCCUGCUCUUUCUUUCCAUGUGCAGAUAGAUGUAUUGCUUUUUUUUUGCUGAUUCCUAGGAAAUGAAAAGAUGUACUUGACAAUUGUAGUGAAAUACCGAAGGCAACAGAUAGAGAUUCCCCAUCAAUGUACACAUUAUAGACUUGGAAGUUGAAUAAACCAGCAUCAAAUAAUUGUAUUUCAAAACGGUAUUGAAGAUAAUUAUGAUUUAUACUUUAAUAGUCAGUAUAACUUACCUACAAUGACUUGAAGUUAAUUUGAUCAUUUAUUUCUGUAUAUAAUGUGUAUUACGUUUUCUUAUUUAUUUAUUAACAUUCAAAUACAUUUGUUUAAUUUCACUGUUGAAUUAAGCUACUCUAUUAAAGAUAUUUGACAUUUUCCUGCCAUGUUAAAUUUGUUCUUCCUUGUUCUCAAGGCGGAGAUGGUUAUGCUCCUUUAAUGUGUGUUGGUGUCAUAUUUGUGUAAAGUGCUAUUUUGGUAACUUCAUGUGUGUGAUUAACUGCAAUGAUUCAUUUAAAUUAUAGGAAUUCUAUGUUAAGAUGUGCAGAAUAUUAUACAUUUAUAUCAAAGAUAUAAGGGCAAAUUAUGAAGCAUUAAAUAAAGUACCUUGUUUAUUGCCAAAUGUAAUUGUUUAUAUUGUUAUGUACUAAUAAGGUUCAGCAUUGAUAACAGAAAUAAAAUAAUACAU